Molecule: messenger RNA, 1000 nt
Organism: Aedes albopictus (Asian tiger mosquito)
Lineage: Eukaryota; Metazoa; Arthropoda; Insecta; Diptera; Culicidae
Gene: Fis1
Product: mitochondrial fission 1 protein
Exons: 3
Coding region: 132-590 (152 amino acids)
Biological process (GO): mitochondrial fission; peroxisome fission; autophagy of mitochondrion
Cellular component (GO): peroxisomal membrane; mitochondrial outer membrane
Molecular function (GO): protein binding
Source: RefSeq, a predicted model, not a curated record
AAAACUGCAUCUGCUGGCUGCCACAAAAGUUUCGUGUUUCAUCAGAAAGAGAUUGUUCAAUCUUGAUUUUCCGUAGUUUGUUGGUUGCGUAUUACAAAAAAGGCUUUUAAUUCAGCUGAAAAGACAUCGUAAUGAGUACGGAGAUGGAGGAGAUCCUGAACGAAACGGUUCCACAGUCCGAGCUGGAGAAAUUCGAGAAAAAAUACAACCGUGAGCUGCAGAGCAAGAGCCUUUCCCAUACUUCCCAGUUCGAAUAUGCCUGGUGCCUGGUGCGGAGUAACUACGCCAAUGAUAUGAGAAGUGGCAUCACACUGCUGGAAGACCUCUGCAGGAAAAAUCCCGAAGGAAAGCGAGACUACAUCUACUAUCUGGCCCUGGCCUACACCCGCCUAAAGGAGUAUUCGACGGCCAUGAAGUAUGUGCAGGCUUUCCUGGAGAUCGAACCCAACAACCAGCAGGUCAUCAGUCUGGAGGAGUACAUCAAGAAGAAAAUGGAAAUCGAAGGCUUGAAAGGUGUGGCCAUGGCCGGCGGGGCUGCCCUGGUGCUCGGAGGCAUCCUUGGAAUUGGAUUUGCGCUGGCGAAGAAAUGAAAAUCACAGAAUAAGUAAACAUAUCUCUGCUGCUUCAUCAUCUACCGUGUAAUUUUGGGGAAAAUUUAUUUCGUCUAGGGACUGUUUAUAAAUUUAUGUGAUUUUUUUUACCAUUUCAAUGCAAGGCUGUCGAACAUUCUCACCAGUAAUCACUAUUUUCUGUUCGUACUAAUGUCCCAAAUUUCGUUGAUGGUAAAUCUGCUUUUUGUUGAUGAAUUUAACAUCGGUAUUUGGACUGGGAGUUAUGUUUACUAAAGAAAAAUGAUAAAACAUUACAAAGCAUGCCUGAGAAGAACUGAUGAUUGUAAAUAUGUGAACGGACCGAGAAGCAAAUAGGUGUAAGUUAUACAAAUAUAUUGAUUGCACAUUAGCACCAAACAGAAAGAAUAAACAUAUUUAUGGUAACAAAA